AUGUUGGUCGUGUGCAAGAAGUUAUUGGUCAAGCUGAAUAUCAUGUCUUUUUUUCGCCCUCGUUUUCUGCUUGCAGUCGUAGCCACAGGCGGUUCUGCCGCAGUGGUAGCGCCACUUUCCACGCCGACUAACGCCCCUCCUUCCCCCACGUCAGAUGACGUUACUGCCUCUUCUUCUGUUAGCACCCGUCCUGCUGGUGCCAACACUGCGACAUCGACGAAACUCGAUCCCUUCGCCAUCGCACUUGCGGUCAUCAUUCCUUUAGCAGUUGUCGCCCUUUUCUUCAUCAUCCGUUUCCAAUGCCGACGCCGACGGCAGGCCAAAGCAAAUUCUCAGCUCCAAAUUGUAUCCUUGUUCACGGCUGGGAAGACUUACAAGGUGGAGCUGAAGGCGAAUGGAGACGACGAUGCAACCAUCACCGAACCCGCCUUCACCUACGAUCCACAUAGCAGCCCGUGCCGCCUUGACUCGCUGAUGGUGCACAGCUCAACACCACGAUCUGAAAAAUCGAUGUAUAGACGCCCGGGGUAG
Messenger RNA from Cyclocybe aegerita, 531 nucleotides. NCBI's taxonomy places the organism in Eukaryota, Fungi, Basidiomycota, Agaricomycetes, Agaricales, Hemipholiotaceae. The record is from the annotation of a GenBank genome assembly.